CUUCUUUACGUGUUGCAGAUAUUCAUUGUGAACGUCACAUAUCUUAUUCUAUCCCCGGCUGUAAAUAACAGCUGAUAAUUUAUUGCUUUUCUAAAUAAUUGCAUCGCACAACUCGAAUCACAGAAAAUACAGAGCUACCAUGACGGAUGAGGCACAAAUUCCAGAACAGAUAUUAAAUAAUAAAAAUAAACACAGUGUACGAUGUAAUUAUUGCUAUUCAUUGAUACUGAAACCACAACUCGGAGAGUAUGUUGAGCAUGAGUUUGAAAUGCCGCUGAUGCAGCAAAAACAUCGGAAGAACACCGAAAUUAUAGAAACAGAGGUACUCAAAAACUUCUGGUGUAUUGAUGACAUAUUCACCUUCGAGAAUAUUGGUUUCUCCAAUACUGUGGAUAACCGUAAAUUCUUGAUAUGCGCUGACUGUGAGAUGGGACCAGUGGGUUAUCACGAAAUAGCAAAUAAAAAAUGUUAUGUAGCAUUGAAACGUGUUAGACAUGGUAGUGAACCAGACGCUGUAAUGGAGCCAGUAACCGAUGAGGAAGAGAAUGAUGUAUAGAAAAACGAAUGUGCAUAUGUACGUACGUACGUAUGUUUAUAGAUGUAAAAUAAAUAAUUGCCAUUUGGGGAGCAAUACGAAAACAGCGUACGUAAAAAAACAUACCUGUGCUCCUUCCAUUGACUUUAUUCCAUAUUUUUAUGUAGCAUUUUGUUUAAAUAGCAAAAACGUAAAAAAAACAAUUAUGUAUAAAAUGAGAAAUGAAUAAUUUCGUAUGUACAUUAAAAAUAAUAAGUAUUUAUAUAAUUUUGUAUGUACUAAUUAAAUUUUACGUAUGAAUUUAUAAAAAUAAAAAAGGGAAACUAAUAUAAA
Bactrocera oleae (olive fruit fly) is the source of this 868-nucleotide messenger RNA. RefSeq names its product RAB interacting factor STRAT (gene strat). The record is from RefSeq and is a predicted model, not a curated record. Gene Ontology annotation, molecular function: zinc ion binding; guanyl-nucleotide exchange factor activity. NCBI's taxonomy places the organism in Eukaryota, Metazoa, Arthropoda, Insecta, Diptera, Tephritidae. Gene Ontology annotation, biological process: small GTPase-mediated signal transduction; post-Golgi vesicle-mediated transport. Gene Ontology annotation, cellular component: membrane; cytosol.